Messenger RNA from Mizuhopecten yessoensis (Yesso scallop), 1014 nucleotides. RefSeq lists its product as uncharacterized. Lineage: Eukaryota; Metazoa; Mollusca; Bivalvia; Pectinida; Pectinidae. The record is from RefSeq and is a predicted model, not a curated record. The transcript has 4 exons. Bases 15 to 782 code for a protein of 255 amino acids.
UACCCCCGAACUCUAUGAUGGACCGUGUAUGUACUUUGAGUAUGUGGUUACCCGUCAUUCUCACAGGGCUACAUACAGCCGCUGCCGAAUUUUUCAGGAUUGAUCCUUUCCGGCAGGUCAUUGAUUUCUCCACCUACUACGUCACGCUGUCCAACGCAUCGGCAAGUACCAUUUCCUGUGCCUUGCUGUGCGUCCUGACGUUCGGACAAUGUCCUUACUACAUAUACGACGCCCGAACAUCUGCAUGUUACGGUCGGAAAGACAGUAUAGUGUACAACAACGCUCCUGGACAACUUAUUGUAAUGAUGAACAAAAUGGUCGAAGUAGAGAACCGGCUAAAAGAGUUUAAAUCCUGUGUCAUUGAGAAAUCUGGAUUCCUCGUGGGCACAUCCUCCUGUGUACAUAUCGGCAAAUCGACUAUGAUAUUUUCGCUCGCGGAGGCUUACUGUACGUCAAACUGGUUCGGAGGACGUAUCUUUGAACCGAGGUCUGAUACGUAUAGGCUUCCUAUGCUGGAGGCUGGAUUCAAUGAUAACGGCAACAACUUCUGGAUCGGUCUUGGUUAUAAGCCAUCUGAUCAUGUGUACCGCUGGAACAGUGAUGGACAGGAGGCCCUCUACACAGACUGGUGUAUCUCUCCUUGCUAUGAUUCCCCGCAACAACCAGAUCAUCCGGAAUCAGAGUUUUGCGCCUCUAUCGGGUACUUCAAGUCCGUUGCUUUUGGAUGGUGGGACCGUGACUGCGGUUCGAAACACCGACCAAUGUGUGAGAUUUUUGUGUGAUUAAUACUUUCACAUUUAAUCUUGAAAAAGUUUGACUUAUUCAGGUUACUGAUUUAUUUCCAGUUUAAUUUGACACCGGAAAAUGGUAAUACUUUGAUAUCUGACAUUUAUUUGUAUAUCUGCAGCAAAAAAAUCCCUUGACGACAUAAGUUAUAUUUAGUGGACAAUUUGAAAAUAUUCUCAGUUGGAACAAUGACUUUACAUUAUAUGACACUGCUAACAUGUAUUAGAU